UCACGAACUCUUUUGUUCGGUUCCAAACGCGUUCACAACCGAUCUGGCAAAAUGCCGUAUUACGAGCAACGCGUUGAUCAGUCGAGAAAGAAAUCAUUGAAAAUGUUGCAUAGUUCAUUAGAUAAUAAACUUGUUAAAAAUUUGUAGAGAUUUAUAAGGUUUAUUGUUAUCGCAUGUUUACGCUGCUAUAAUGUAAAUGAUAUAGAUAAUACCAUAUAAGGAAUCGAAUAGUUGGAUAGAAAAAUAUAGUUAUCGAUAUUUGAGUCCGAUAGUGCGCAUUAAUCGUCGUAAAAUUCAAUAUUCUAUGUGAUAUCGAUUACGCGAUAUCAUAAAUGUUUUCUUUUCCGAAGCUGACGGUAUGAAUGUGCAAGCAACAGGUGUCUUUUUUUAGUCCGCUUUUAAAUCAGUUUGAACCAAUAAAAAAAGACAUUUACUGGUAAAAAUUUGAUAUGCCGUUUAUCACAUCGAGGGCACAACAUAUUCACCCCUUCUCUGCCUAUCAUUAUUACGGUGCCAAUAAAGAUUCGAUAAGUACUUGUAGCAGUCAUAUAUAAAUUACAACCGGUAGAAUUUAACAGGCAUCUGGCCUUUGCUCUCAGUAACAUUUGGUAUUAAAUUCGAGCUGCGAGCAAAUAAGAUGUUAUUUUUCUUUUCCACUCGAUAAUAAUUAAAAAUAUUGAUACUUUUUCGCGAUAACGGCGCUGUCUUUGGUAAUACGAAAAGUGCGAUAAUUAUUUCGAUGACACAGAAGAAAUUUUAAUUCCUUACGAUUGUUACACUUGAAUUUCGAAAAACGUCGUCAGAGGCGUCGUAAUCUGCUUAUCGAAUGUCUCACGACCAUAUGGCACACAUAAUGAAUUCGUCAGGUGGACACAUGGCCGGUGAUAGUCAUGCAUUCCAUAGGGAUAUGGAUCAUUCGAAUAUACACGAAAAUGUGCAUGCGUCUAUGGAUCAUCAGCAUAUGAACCAUGGAAGUAUGGAUCAUACUGCUCAUACUGGUCAUACCGCUGAAGCGUGCGCUAAUAUGGGGAUGCAUGGUAUGUUGAUGACGUUUCAUGGAGGGUACUGUGAAAACGUAUUGUUCGAAUCCUGGAAGAUCUCGUCGAUCGGAGGUCUCGUUGGUUCGAUGAUUGGUAUUAUGAUUAUGGCCGCACUUUACGAAGGCUUGAAGUAUUAUCGUGAAUACUUGUUUUGGAAAACGUACAAUGCACUCCAAUAUCGAAGUGUCACGAUGCCUCAAGAAAAGAAUGUCGUGGCCGAGGAUAAUCGAGUCGUGCAUAUGGUUGGAGAAGUAAUUCACAAACAACCGCCCACAAUGUUAUCAUGGAUGCAUACAUUUCAAACAUUGUUACACAUUGUGCAAAUAGUGCUGUCCUAUUUUCUUAUGCUGAUCUUUAUGACGUACAAUGUUUGGUUGUGUUUUGCUGUAGUGUUUGGUGCAGCAAUUGGUUACUUCUUAUUUGGAUGGAAAAAAUCUGUUAUCGUAGAUGUUACAGAACAUUGUCACUAGCUAACUAUAUGUUUUACAAUGUAUUGUAUUUUUCACGAUAAAAAUGUACAUAAGUGUACAUUGCCACAAAGUUCAUAUUGCUCAGAGGAACUUUGAAAUAAUGACAUAUAAUAGACACGUGCAGGAAGUAUAAUUGUCCUAAAUUUGUAUUUACAGAAAUAUAUAAAGGAAAAGUUUUUAAUUUAAGUUUAUUCCUAUGCAUAGUUAUUUUAUGCAUACAGAAUGCAACUUAUAGUUGCUCGUUAAAAAAAAUAGCAUGAUUUAAUCAUUAUUGCAUAAAAAAUAUCUAUAAAAUGCAAAUUUGUAUACAAAAAUACUGGAAGAUUGAAUCUUUGAUUUGAACAACUAUAACACACUUAAUUUGUAAAUAUUGUUAUGAAGUUCGAAAAUGAAAAAGUACCACAAAAUACGCGCACACUUUUCUCCAAACUUUUACACGUUUAAUUUUUUUAUUACAACGUAUUUUAUAAAUAUUUACUCUUUUUAAUCGAUUGUAAUGUUUGAGAAAAAGUGUGUAGUAAUAUCUUAAGCGUCGCAUACAUUAUGAUGUAUCGUUACAAUAUAACGUUAUCGACGACUGUAUUAUUUAAAAUUAUUUUAGCAACUAUUUUUAUUUGUAAAGUGUAAGAGAAUAUAAAUAUAAAUUCAUUUGUGUAAUUAAAAUUCUAAUUAAGGUAUCAAUGACACUUGAUCAAUACAUUUUAUCAGUUUUAAACAAGCAUGAAGCAUUUUUAUUUUUCCUGAAAAAUCGAAUUUUAAGCUUAUAAAAUUCUGUAAAUGUAGACACAAAUUAUUAUUUAAAAUGUAUUAUAAAAAUCUUGGCUGCCAUUUUGACAAGUAUAAGAUAAUAAUAAAUAAAGUGUUGUAUAAUAAAUGCAACACAUAUUGUACAGAAAUGAUUUUUGUAAAAUCAUUAAGAAAACUCGUGUAGAACUGAUGACGUAUAACACAAUUCAUAAUUAAUAAAAUUAAUCGUUUAUAUACUAGAACAGUUGGUCAGACACUUCCAUCUUGAUAUGGUUAAAUUCUAUAUGCUAUUUGCACCUGAACCAACACAUUAUUCUGUAAGAUGCCAGAGAUUUAUAUAUCUCACAUGUAGCUAUACAAAAAGCACCAGCAUGCAUGUCACGUUUAUAAUCAAUGCGAACCGUUUUUCGUUGGAAAUAAUCUUUAAAUUACAAUAAUAUUGUAUACUACUUAUUUCUUUGCAUGUAAAGCAUUACUAAAGUAUCAAGUAACUUUUGCAUAAGUUACAGUACUUUAGAAAUGCGUUUCAUACAUGUAAGGUUGUACAAAAAGCUUUAUUUAAUGUGUUUAUAAUACUAUUAAUUUUGUAGGAAAAUCUUUAAACAUCGACU
This is a messenger RNA of Megachile rotundata (alfalfa leafcutting bee), 2868 nucleotides long. It is a transcript of the gene Ctr1A, whose product is annotated as Copper transporter 1A. Gene Ontology annotation, cellular component: membrane. The record is from RefSeq and is a predicted model, not a curated record. Gene Ontology annotation, molecular function: copper ion transmembrane transporter activity. Lineage: Eukaryota; Metazoa; Arthropoda; Insecta; Hymenoptera; Megachilidae. Gene Ontology annotation, biological process: copper ion transmembrane transport.